AUGCAAAACACGGAUAGCAUCGCACCGGAUGUAGUGAUAAACGUAGUCGAGGCAUCAGAUAUACUCGUGCCCCUCAAGGAAGCCCGCAGAACAACAAAGUCAAUCAUCGACCUCAAGCAGGCACUCAAUGAUAAUCAGGGAGACUAA
Molecule: messenger RNA, 147 nt
Organism: Serendipita indica DSM 11827
Lineage: Eukaryota; Fungi; Basidiomycota; Agaricomycetes; Sebacinales; Serendipitaceae
Source: the annotation of a GenBank genome assembly